Molecule: messenger RNA, 2877 nt
Organism: Rhodamnia argentea
Lineage: Eukaryota; Viridiplantae; Streptophyta; Magnoliopsida; Myrtales; Myrtaceae
Exons: 1
Biological process (GO): DNA integration
Molecular function (GO): RNA-DNA hybrid ribonuclease activity; nucleic acid binding
Source: RefSeq, a predicted model, not a curated record
UGCGUGGAUUAUCGGGACUUGAACAAAGCUAGUCCCAAGGAUGAUUUUCCUCUACCGCACAUUGAUGUGCUCGUCGACGAUCUUGCGGGCUUUGAAUUAUUCUCCUUUAUGGAUGGAUUCUCGGGAUAUAAUCAGAUCAUGUUGAAGGAAGAAGAUAAGAUCAAAACCUCAUUCACUACACAAUGGGGAACUUUCUGUUACAAGGUAAUGCCCUUUGGAUUGAAAAAUGCGGGGGCAACAUAUCAGAGGGCUAUGGUGACCCUUUUUCAUGAUAUGAUACAUAAGGAGAUUGAGGUCUAUGUGGACGAUAUGAUUGCCAAGUCCAAGCCUGGAGAAGGCCAUGUUAAAGUGUUGAAGAAGUUAUUUGAUCGAUUGAGAAAAUACAAGCUCAAGUUGAAUCCUGCGAAAUGCGUAUUUGGCGCAAGAUCCGGAAAGCUGCUAGGGUUUGUGGUGAGCAAUCGUGGUAUUGAAAUUGACCCUUCCAAGAUUAAAGCCAUAUGGGAAAUAGGGACUCCCGCCACUGUCAAAGAAGUAAGGGGCCUACUUGGAAGAUUGAAUUAUAUAUCCAGAUUCAUAUCCCAACCGUCAGAAACGGCGAAACCCUUCUUCAAGCUGUUAAAGAAAGGCGCAAAAGUGAAGUGGGAUUCAGAAUGCCAACAAGCGUUUGAAAAGAUCAAGGAAUAUUUGGUACAACCUCGAGUGUUGGUACCUCCUAUCCCUAACGUUCCUUUAACUCUAUAUCCGACAGUUCAUGAUGAAUCCUUGGGAGCUUUACUUGCCCAAACUAACCCCAAGGAUCGUAAAGAGCGGGCCAUAUAUUAUUUGAGCAAAAAGUUCACAACAUCCGAAGUCAAGUACCCAGCGGUGGAAAGGACUUGCGUAGCAUUGGUCCGGGUCCUCCACAGAUUGAGGCGAUAUACGCUGCACUAUCAUAUAGAACUGGUCACCGAGAAUGACCCUAUCAAAUACCUUUUGGAGAAACCAACAUUGUUAGGAAAGAUGGCUAAAUGGCAAAUACUGCUUUCGGAGUUCGAUAUCAAAACCUCUCCCCAAAAGUCUGUCAAGGGAAGAGCAAUUGCUGAUAUGCUAGCCGAGAACCCUCCUAAGGACGUUCCCGAGCAAAACAAGGGAGGUCAAAUCCUGAAUAUAUCCGAAGACAAAUGGACAAUGUACUUUGACGGCGCAGUGAACCUCACUGGAUCGAAUCUUGGGGUAGUUCUGAUAUCCCAUGAAGAUCAACAUUAUCCAGUUUCAGCCAAAUUGGUGUUUCCAUGCACCAAUAACAUUUCCGAAUAUGAAGCCUGCAUCUUGGGAUUACAAUUGGCCAUAUCAUUAAAGGUGAAGAAGCUGCUGGUAUAUGGAGAUUCCAUGCUGAUUAUCUUACAAACCCAAGGGGAGUGGAAGACAAAAGAUCCCAAGCUUAUUCCCUAUCAUAAGUAUCUUGAGGAGCUGAUCCAACAUUUUGAGGAGAUCACUUUCGAGUAUCUUCCAAGAACCCAGAAUCAUUUUGCUGAUGCUCUGGCCACACUAUCGGCCAUGUUACAAGUGCAAAACGGCCUUGAGAUAGAGCCGUUAAGGAUUGACAUCCUUGAGCAACCCGCGUAUUGCAUGGUCAUUGAAGAAGAACCCGAUGAAGAACCGUGGUAUCAUGACAUCAAGAAUUACCUACUGAAGGGUGAAUUCCCGCAGGAUAGUCAACCGGAAGAUAAAAAGUACAUAAGCAAGAUGGCAUCUAAAUUUUUCCUCAGCGGACGGAUCCUAUACAAGAGGUCCUUUGACUCAGUCCUAUUGAGGUGCGUGAAUUCGAGAGAAGCAAAUCUCAUUAUGAAAGAGAUUCAUGAAGGGGAAUGCGGACCGCAUAUGAAUGGCCACCUCCUCGCUAAGAAGAUCAUGAUACUCAGAUACUAUUGGAUGACUAUCGAGUCGGAUUGCAACCAGCAUGUUAGAUCCUGUCAUCAAUGUCGGGUAUACGGCGACAAGAUAAAUGCGUCACCAAUCGAACUACAUCAAAUGUCAGAACCCCGGCCAUUCUGCAUGUGGGGAAUUGAUAUGAUCGGCCCUAUCAAUCCAAAGGCCUCUAACGGACAUCGUUUUAUUCUGGUGGCUAUUGAUUAUUUCACCAAAUGGAUUGAAGCUAACUCAUAUGCCAACGUCACUGCGAACAACGUAGCUAAAUUCAUCAAGAGGGAUAUCAUCUCAAGAUAUGGGGUUCCAAGAGCCAUCAUUACGGACAACGGCUCUAAUCCGAACAACAAGGUAGUCGAUCAACUAUUGGAACAAUUUAAGGUACGACACCUUAAUUCUUCACCUUACCGCCCACAAAUGAAUGGAGCCGUGGAAGCGGCAAACAAGAACAUCAAGAAGAUAUUGGCCAAAACUGCUGAGAAAUAUCGAGACCGGCAUGAGAGAUUGCCAUAUGCUCUCAUAGCUUAUCGAACUUCAAUACGUACUUCAACCGGAGCAACUCCCUAUUCUUUGGUAUACGGUAUGGAAGCGGUCCCGCCAGUAGAGGUGGAAAUCCUCUCUUUAAGGAUCCUGUCUCAAGUUGAGCUCACGGAAGAUGAGUGGAACCGGCAGAGACAUGAACAAUUAAAUUUGAUUGAUGAAAAACGAUUGAAGGCUAUCUGCCAUGGACAAAGUUAUCGGAAGAAGGUGGCCAGAGCUUUUAACAAGAAGGUCAGGCCUAGAAAUUUUGAGGCGGGGAUGCUGAUUGUGAAGAAAAUACUCCCAAAUGCCCAACACCCGGGAGGCAAAUUUACGUCAAAUUAUGAAGGCCCCUACGUGAUUCAGAAGGUCUUAUCCGGGGGAGCUCUUAUACUUGUAAACAUGGAUGGAGAAGAAUUGGCGAAUCCAAGAAAUGCAGACGCCGUGAAGAGA